AUGGGUUCUUCAGCUUUGAACCAAAAAUCCAAUUUCAAUGCUCGUUCAAACAGUUUGCCUUCUAGACCUCAUCCACUCAUUCCUCAAAUAGAUGAGCAUUUACGUAGGCUAAAAUCCGAUGAAUCCGCCGCUUCUUCAUCGUCGAUUACCGGAAAACUAAGUGGUCUAAGAGAUCUGUAUGAGUUGGUUCAUAGUUUGCUUAUCACACAAAAAUCCUUAGCCCAAAACUACAAUGGCAAUAAUGAGUUGUUGUUGAAUGGAUCUCUUAAGCUGUUGGAUGUUUGUGGUUUAGCCAAGGAUGUUUUGUUGCAGGCCAAGGAAGAUACCCAACAACUUCAAUCGAGUUUCCGAAGACGAAGAAGCGGCGACGAUGCCAUUUUCGCAAACGAAGUUAAGGCUUACUUAGCAUCAAGGAAGAAAGCAAACAAGUUAAUAAACAAGUCUUUGAGAGACUUAAAGAUCAGUAAAUGUGGCUUUGCUGAUGUUGAUGAACCUACAUGUAGCAUGUUGAGAGAUGUUGAAGGGGUUACUUUCGCAGUGUUCGAAUCGGUUUUUUCCUAUAUAACAGCGACAACGCCGGAACCGAAAUCGAAUAACUGGUCCUUGGUGUCGAAGUUGAUGCACUCGAAACGUGUAACCUGCGAGGGACAAGUUUCGGGGACGAACGAAUUCGAGAGAGUGAAUGCAAUGUUGUGUGGUCUAAUUGGGUAUAAGAGUAAGAAAUGUGGUGAUAUGAGCAAUGAGAAUGCAGUGGUUGAGUUGCAGAAACUUGAGACAAGCAUUGAAGAUGUUGAAGAUGGAAUUGAAUGUGUGCUUAGGCUUUUGAUUAAAACUAGAGUUUCUAUUCUCAAUAUCCUUAGCCAUUGA
Molecule: messenger RNA, 867 nt
Organism: Gossypium raimondii (Peruvian cotton)
Lineage: Eukaryota; Viridiplantae; Streptophyta; Magnoliopsida; Malvales; Malvaceae
Exons: 1
Coding region: 1-867 (288 amino acids)
Biological process (GO): shoot system development; root development
Source: RefSeq, a predicted model, not a curated record